CCCAUCCAACAUUUUACACACACAUACAAACAUUAAAGAUUCAUCAGUAUGGCAGCAAUUGGAGAAGCUCAACCCGCGAAACACCAAGAAGUUGGCCACAAGAGUCUCCUUCAAAGCGACGCGCUUUACCAAUACAUUCUUGAAACCAGCGUUUACCCGAGAGAGCCCGAAUCCAUGAAAGAGCUACGUGAGGUCACUGCUAAACAUCCUUGGAAUCUCAUGACAACAUCAGCUGAUGAAGGACAGUUUUUGAACAUGCUUCUUAAGCUCAUAAACGCUAAGAACACCAUGGAGAUCGGUGUAUACACCGGUUAUUCCCUUCUUUCCACAGCUCUUGCUCUCCCAGAAGAUGGCAAGAUAUUGGCUUUGGACAUAAACCGUGAGAACUACAAAAUUGGACUUCCAAUUAUUGAGAAAGCCGGUGUAGCCCAUAAGAUUGACUUCAGAGAAGGCCCUGCUCUGCCCCUUCUUGACCAAAUGGUGGACGAUGUCAAGUUCCAUGGAUCAUUUGAUUUUAUUUUUGUGGAUGCUGACAAAGACAACUACCUUAACUACCACAAGAGACUAAUUGAUCUUGUCAAAAUCGGGGGAGUCAUUGGCUACGAUAACACCCUUUGGAACGGGUCGUUGGUCGCCCCUGCUGAUGCACCCCUCAGGAAGUAUGUCAGGUAUUACAGGGAUUUCGUGCUAGAGCUCAACAAAGCAUUGGCUGUUGACCCAAGAGUCGAGAUUUGUCAACUUCCGGUCGGUGAUGGAAUCACUUUGUGCCGUCGUGUAGUCUAAUGACUUCUGACGAACCAACUGAAGACACACAUAUCUUUACGAUAUAAUCAUGCCCAUGAUCCGUAUACUAUUUCAAGAUGGUGAAAAAAUCAUUCUUGAAUUCCAAUUUUUUUUUUCUUUAAAUUGAUCAUUUUAAUUGUUCUUUGCUAUUUUCCAAUCCAAAUAUUUAUGUAUGUAUAUCAUUUUCAUCCAUAGAAAUGGA
Messenger RNA from Erigeron canadensis, 985 nucleotides. RefSeq names its product caffeoyl-CoA O-methyltransferase-like. The coding region runs from base 49 to 783 and encodes 244 amino acids. The transcript has 2 exons. The record is from RefSeq and is a predicted model, not a curated record. NCBI's taxonomy places the organism in Eukaryota, Viridiplantae, Streptophyta, Magnoliopsida, Asterales, Asteraceae. Gene Ontology annotation, molecular function: O-methyltransferase activity; S-adenosylmethionine-dependent methyltransferase activity.